CCAGAGCGUUCCCUCAUCUCGCCCACCUCAAAGGGGGACCCCAGCCCUGGCCAGAGGGAGCGCCGUGGGGUUUUGGCCAAAUUGGGCAAGGGCACAAAAUAACCACUUACCCCUUCUCACCGAGGAAGCACGGGAGAAAGGGAAUGGCACAGUCAAAAGGCUGGGUAAAAAGAUACUUCAAGGCCUUCUGUAAAGGCUUCUUUGUGGCUGUGCCUGUAGCAGUGACUUUCCUGGAUCGGGUUGCCUGUGUGGCAAGAGUAGAAGGUGCAUCAAUGCAGCCUUCUUUGAAUCCUGGGGGGAGCCAGUCAUCUGAUGUGGUGCUUUUGAACCACUGGAAAGUGAGGAAUUUUGAAGUACAACGAGGUGACAUUGUAUCAUUGGUGUCUCCUAAAAACCCAGAACAGAAGAUCAUUAAGAGAGUGAUUGCUCUUGAAGGAGAUAUUGUAAAGACUAUUGGGCACAAAAAUCGGUAUGUCAAAGUCCCCCGGGGUCACAUUUGGGUGGAAGGCGAUCAUCAUGGACACAGUUUCGACAGUAAUUCUUUUGGGCCGGUCUCCCUUGGCCUCCUGCACGCCCACGCUACACAUAUCCUGUGGCCUCCGGAACGCUGGCAGAAAUUGGAGUCUGUUCUUCCUCCAGAGCGCCUGCCAGUUCAGAGUCAAGAGAAAUGACUGCAUGGAUGUUCCUGAAUGGUUGUCAUUGAAAAGCCAAAACCAUCCAUUAUAGGAAGAGGGAUGAGAAGUGAAAUUUCCAAAAGAGGAAAAGCUGCCAAUAAGAUGAUGCUGUGCAGUAAAUAUUUCUGUCA
Condylura cristata (star-nosed mole) is the source of this 805-nucleotide messenger RNA. RefSeq names its product IMP2 inner mitochondrial membrane peptidase-like (S. cerevisiae) (gene IMMP2L). Gene Ontology annotation, biological process: mitochondrial respiratory chain complex assembly. Bases 144 to 671 code for a protein of 175 amino acids. Gene Ontology annotation, cellular component: mitochondrial inner membrane peptidase complex; membrane. Gene Ontology annotation, molecular function: serine-type endopeptidase activity. The transcript is spliced from 7 exons. Lineage: Eukaryota; Metazoa; Chordata; Mammalia; Eulipotyphla; Talpidae. The record is from RefSeq and is a predicted model, not a curated record.